Molecule: messenger RNA, 2307 nt
Organism: Entelurus aequoreus (snake pipefish)
Lineage: Eukaryota; Metazoa; Chordata; Actinopteri; Syngnathiformes; Syngnathidae
Product: phenazine biosynthesis-like domain-containing protein
Exons: 10
Coding region: 52-918 (288 amino acids)
Biological process (GO): biosynthetic process
Cellular component (GO): cytoplasm
Molecular function (GO): isomerase activity
Source: RefSeq, a predicted model, not a curated record
GUCCAAAAAGCAACAUAAAUACCUUCCAGUUAAAGUUGAAGCCUUUUUACCAUGGACAUUCCAGUCUUUACAGUUGACGCGUUCACCAAUUUGCCAUUCAAAGGGAACCCGGCAGCUGUAUGUCUUUUAAAAAAUGAGCUGAGGGAUGAAUUGUAUCAGAAGAUAGCCGCUGAGAUCAACCUGUCAGAAACUGCCUUCAUCACUACAAUCAAACCUUCUGAGGAUUUCACAAAUGGUUCAAAGUUCCGCCUUCGUUGGUUCACGCCGACUACUGAGGUCAACCUGUGUGGUCACGCUACUCUGGCCUCUGCUGCUGUGCUCUUUCACCAGAAAAAAAAUGUGAAUUCUGCUGUAGUGUUUGAGACCAAAAGUGGAGAUCUGUCUGUUGUCCAGCAGGGGGAGGACUUGGUGAUGGAUUUUCCUCUCAACCCACCCACUAAGCAGGCCCCAGACGAUUUUAGACACCUGAUCAAGGUUGCAGUGGGAGAUCACCCAGUGGAGGAUGUUUAUCUUAACUCCACCACUAAAAAACUGUUACUUCGACUGGCUGACACCUGUGACAGGUCAGUGCUCACCGGUCUAACAGUCAACCCUGCAGCCCUUCUAAGCAGCGAUGCGAGCGGGAGAAUCAAAGGGCUCAUCGUCACCAUGAAAGGACCCUCAGACAGUCAGCCAAGGUACGACUUCUACUCCAGAUAUUUUGCCCCAUGGAACGGAAUCCCAGAAGAUCCUGUCACCGGUUCUGCACACACUGUUCUAGGGAGCUACUGGUCCAAGGAACUGGGAAAGAAGAAAAUGCUAGCAUUCCAGUGCUCCAGUCGAGGUGGUGAGCUGGGCCUGGAGGUGAAAGACAACGGCAGGAUCAACAUAGCAGGGAAGAGUGUCACUGUCCUGCAGGGAACGAUCACACUGAAAUAAUCACACAGCCUGAGAAACAUUGACCAAUUCAUCACAAGUUUUAUUAGUAAGCAAGGUCACACGCACAAGAAGAAAAAAGCAACACAUAAAAUCAUAGACGAAAAGCCAAUACAAGAAAAAAAACCAAGUUAAAAUCACAAGUUAAUAAAUAAGUAUAUUGGAAUUACUGCCUAAAGAAUCAAUGUCAUCAUAGUGUCUGAUCUUUUUAUUGAAUGUUUUUCCUAAAUGAACCUCCUGAAGCAUACUUCUUGUCAUUCCUUUUGUUUAUUAGCAAAAUAAUAUCCAUAGCUCAACUUGUCUCACUCAAAUGUAUUCAAGCAUGUCUUUUUUGCAGUUGAUCCAUUGACUAAGACAACACUGAUCAGUAAUUAAGGCUUUGCGUCAUUUGUCAGUUUGAAUGUUGUUAUAAUUACAUAAUAGAUAAAAAAAAUACAUUACAUUACCACAAAGUUAAAUUAUGUUACUAAAAAACCCAUACUGUUUCAUCAUGGAAAUAUUAUAGCUAAAUCAGUAAAGAAUUACAAAAAUAUAAUUUCAUUGAGGAAUGAGCGGUACUGUCAAGACAUCCGAACUGCUCCUGUCACAGGAGCAUCAUGGGUAAGGCUUUGUGGCCCGAUGGAGGUAGCUGAAUAAUGUGUCAAAGUAAAGGAAGUGCAGUCAAAAUGAUUAUAUUCAUUAUUCAUUCUAAAUAAAUGCAUGAUCGUAACCAGAAUGUUAUUUAUUUUUCUUAAUUAAAUUCCCAAUAAGUAUCCUUGAUCAACAACUGAACAAAACAACACAAUAGAUUUACUAGUUAGCUUUUAAUUGAAUUGUUUUAUACGAUGUGUAAAUCUCACUCAAGUGAUUUGAAUUCCUGUUUCUAUCGGAAAAAUGCUGCCUGGUGGUGUGGAUGUUGCUCAACAGCUAACGAGAAUAUUCCAUUUCGGAGGAGAUUGCAUACGAAUGCUGAAAAGCUGAAGCUGAAGUGAAAUGCUAACAGGUACUGUAGCAUGUUCGCCAGAUGUAACAACAAAUAUGACUCAGAGGUGUGUACCUGCAAAUUGAGCUAAAAAAAAUGCUAGUAUGCUAAUAGUUAUUGUGUUUCAACUGCCAAAUUAUACGAGUCUAAGCCUAAGGCAUAUAACUGCAUAAUGAGUUAAAAAAAAACAAAGCUAGCAUGCUAACGUAAACAUACUAACAUGCUAACGUUAGCAUGCUAACAUUUAAUAUGUCAAGUACUAACUUCUAUGACUCGGAGGCAUACCUGCAAAAUAGCAUGUGUCAGCUGCCACAUUAUAUGACGCUAAGGCAGUGAUAACACGAUUGAAGUACAGUUGUUUUAUUUUCCUAUUUUCAAACAGUGUUACUGUUCAAACUGUGUGUAAUGUUACAGUGGCCAAAAAUAUUAAA